This is a messenger RNA of Poecilia reticulata (guppy), 4098 nucleotides long. The record is from RefSeq and is a predicted model, not a curated record. Lineage: Eukaryota; Metazoa; Chordata; Actinopteri; Cyprinodontiformes; Poeciliidae.
GGUGACGUUGGCAUCCUUAGCCUAGCCUAGCCUACUUUAGCUUAGGUUAGCUUAGCCUAGCCUAGCCUAGCCUAGAAGCGGCCUGUUUUACAUGGGUUUAUUAUAUUGCAAUUACUCUGUGGCGUUUUGUAGUUGACUAGUUUUUACGGUAGUUUCUGCUUUAAAAGUCUCUAAUACGUUACGUGUGUUGUUGAAAACGAGACUAGACUGGAUUUUUUUCAGGGUAAUAUAAACAAAGCUGAAUGAAAAGCUAAAGUUGAAAUGGGUGUGAUGUGACAUAAAUCAAUCAGUAUAUGCGCAGGUUAAAAACAAUCAUCUUACUGUACUAUCAAAUCCCGCCACCCAAACUUCACAAGACGACACAACUAGCUAUAACAGCUUUACAAUUAAAAUUUGUGCAGAUUGUGCCUUGAAAAUAAUAGUUGAUAGACACCAGCAACGAAAUAGAAAGUACGUAAAAGAGAAAUAGCAAUUUAUGUUUGGAUAUAGGGUCACUCAGGCAACAGAUCAUUUAAUCUUUUAAAGAAAACGCUGUUUGAAUUUGACAUUAAGAAGCAACAACAGAAAAAACUUUUACCUCGUUUUAAAAAAAAUUUUAAAAAAUUGUUGUAUGCUGAUUUACAUCUAUGAAACAUCCAGUUGAAUGAAGAGAGUAAUGAUGAAGAAUACUGUUUACUCUCGUAAACAAUAUUGUCAUCACAACAUUCAAUAGUAAUAUAGUAUAAUAGUCAAAUAGUAAUAUAGUAUAAUAGUCAAAUUUAUUACACGCAGCCUCCUAAAAAAGUUAAAUGUAAACAGUUAUUUAUUAAAGAAAUAAAUACAUUAUUGUAUAAAAGCUAAGAAUAAAUCAAAUUGAGCUAUUACUAUUUAUGUCUUUGUCAAUACUAGUGAUGCACCUAUAUGAACAUUUAGGCCAAUAUCGACCUCAUGGCUGAUAUUUGAUAUUUACCAAUGUUAUUAAUAUUGUAUAUGUUUCUGUACUCUCUUGCCACCAUGAAAAAUGACUGCACUGCUGACAUCCCUUCUUUACUUCAGUUAAACAUCCCACAGUCCUUUAUUGCACCACUAUCACUGUGACAUGUCCAAACGUCCACCCGUCUAGAAACAUAUACACAAAUGUCAACAGGAUGGAAAUAAACACUGGCCAUUAAUAACGGCCCAGGUGUACUUGUUGAACAGCUACAAGUAUGUUAAAAAUGACUAACAUUGAUCUUAAUGCUCAUAUGUGAGCAUUGCUAAUCAAUAUUACUCAAAAUAUUAUACGAGAAUGAAUUCAAAACAGAAGAGACUGUGUUUCUAUUAUGACAUUUAUUUAAAAAAUGAUGAUUUCCAUGCGUCUUGCAAGUGCUUUGUGUUCAUGUACACUAUGUGAGGCAUUUAUGAGUUUAUUCAUUUAACUUUAAUGCACUUUAGAUAUCAACAUCAUCACAAUUAUAUGUGACAGAGACUGCCCAUGCACCCAAACCAAGAGUGUCCAACUCCAGUUCUCAAGAGUCAGAGUCCUGCAUGUUUUCAUGUUUUCCUGGUUCAGCAGUGAAGUCAGGCCUGUGCAGAACUUGGCAGCGUGCGUCGCAGGCAAUUCAUCCAUUUAUUCAGUCGUGCUGAAGCAGCGUGUUGGCUUUUGAGGACUGGAGAUGGAAACCCCUUGUCCAAAUGUUUCUAUAAAUAAUAUUCAGUUCAACUUUGAGUCAGAAAUACUUCAUUAAUUCCCAAGGGAAAUUACAUUAAUGAAGCUGAAUAAUAAUUCAGGGGAAAGCGCAGCAGGCUGACAGCACAUUUAGAAAAUUGAUGUUUCCCAAUGUUCUCACUUAAUCCGUUUUAGAUACAAAACUCAGUUUCCAUAUAUAUAUAUAUAUAUAUAUAUAUAUAUAACACACUCACUCAUUUGAAAAUGAAAAGGCAAUGGGAGAGCUAUUUUUUUAACAAAGAGGAUAAAUAUUUCAAAGUUUCAAAUCUGUCCCGAUUUGAGAAAUCUGAGCCUCAGUGAUUUCGAAGUGACAUAAUUUUGUUUAGAGUUGUGAAACAGAACUUCACUUCGCUGCUGAGUCAAAAGUCAACCCCUCCAUCAAGUUAUUUUGUAUUUUAUGGACCGUACAGAGAAAAUAAUCUGUCUGUUGCACAAGUGUUUUAAAAGUAAAUUACUUCAAAUGAAAUGUCCAGAAUUGGUAAAUAAAGGUUAAAAAAAAAAAACAUUUCAAACAAAAGAUGUGUAGAAACUCUGUUCUCUCUUUCCGUUUAAUUAAGACUAUUAUCUGUAAAACGCCUCAUAAUUAUUACUACUUUACAAGCAUAAAUUAAGCAAUUUUUGUGCUUUGAUGUGAAUUCUGCAGUGUUUUUGGUAGCAGCUUUCAAAGAACUUAGUUGAAUUUAGUGCAUUUGUAAGUCGUCCCUUUAGCUCGGCCUGCAGUCUCCUGUUUCUGUGUUUCUUCACUUUCUUCAGAUCUGUCCCCUGCUUCUCCUCCUCUCUGCUCUCUUGGCUGGGGAAAGGCUGUUUUUUUCCAAACGCAACGCCAGAAACGGACGUUAAGAAAGUAUCAGACUUAACCGGAAUCAAUGAGGGAGCCAGAACGGGAGGAGCAGCCCGAAGACAACAUGCCCCCCAAGUUUAAGCGACACCUCAACGACGACGAGGUCACGGGAUCCGUCCGCAGCGAGAGGAGGAAUCUGCUGGAGGAAGACUCUGAUGAAGAGGAAGACUUUUUUCUGAGAGGUCCAACCGGACCCAGAUUUGGACCUCAAAAUGACAAAAUGAAACACGUGCAGUCCCAGGUUGACGAGGUGAUCGACGUGAUGCAGGAGAACAUCUCCAAGGUGAUAGAGAGGGGCGAACGCCUCGAUGACCUGCAGGACAAGUCCGAGAGCUUGUCGGACCACGCGUCUGCGUUCAGCAGCCGAGCCAAACAGCUGCACAGGAGGAUGUGGUGGAGAGACAUGAAGAUGAAGAUGAUCAUUGCACUGGUAGUUGUCGCUCUUCUGCUGAUCAUCAUCAUUCCAGUAAUCCUGCGAUAUCGUAAGUGACCGAUGAGGAUGAGGUGGACCUUUCCUCCUCGAUGCCCCCCCGGCCGACCUGCAUCUUCUCAUCUGGCACUCACCGGGACGCUGCCCAAACCGUCUUCAGAGUUCUCCUCUUCACCCUCAGUUCAGAUCUUAGUCAUAUCCUGAUCCGAGAUCAGUUCUGCUCGAUGAAGUUGAGGGAAAGCAAAAACAUUGACUUUUGUUUUGGCCCUGUUGUCCGUGUAAUGGGAGCGCUUCGUGCCACGAGACGUAUCGCAAGGCAGUGGGGGCUUUGGGGUUUUGGGCCUUUGUCCUUUGUGUUGCAUCUCAGAUAAAUUCUCCAGGACCGGGGGAAUCCGACAGUCUGCAUUAGUUUAUCUCCUGUGAAUCUGCUGCAGCAGCCUCGCAUGACGAGGCUGUAAACUCCGAGCAGAUGAACCUCUGAUGUCUUCCCACAUGUGCAUCUCAAACACCAACAGGAGAGACGGUUUGAAAGGGGACACCUAAGUAGUACAAAGCACAUUUUUAAAAUUCUCUCCCGCACGAAGCGAGAAGACAUCUGAGUCUCAUCUGAGUUUUUUUCUUUUUCUUUUUUCGUAUUAAUGUGAAGAAAAGAACAAUGGUAAACCAAAACAGCCACAUUCUGAAUGUUUGUUCACCGUUCUGUGCUCUAAACCUCUGACUUCCUGCAGGACUGUGCUGAUCUCUGGGCUCUUUUGAUCACAGCUUCAGGUUUUCAAUUUACUCCCAACUCUGCAAACGGUUCUGUUCGGUUUAAAGCUGCUUUUUGCUUACUUUCCCUCUUAGGUUGUCACUAUUAUUUUUGUUUUAUGAAGUUCUGAAUGAGUGCUGGUAUUUGCUACUGAGGGGGACGGUUUAUCUCCGUACUGUUAUGACUGAGAUGGAAGGUCUUGCAUAAUGUGGAUGGAAACCAUAGGUGUAGUUGUGAUUGGUUAAAGUCUACAUGGUAAUUUGAUUAUUUUUGUGUAAUUUAUUUUAGCUUGUAAAUAUGGAUUCUGUAACGAUACUGUACAGUACUCUGUGGCAUUGCAUUGGAAGACUGUGAUUCCUUUUGCUCUGGAAUAAAGUGAUAUUAAAGGGCAA